Messenger RNA from Ricinus communis (castor bean), 1861 nucleotides. Its product is annotated as exonuclease V, chloroplastic. The transcript has 7 exons. Gene Ontology annotation, cellular component: nucleus. The record is from RefSeq and is a predicted model, not a curated record. Gene Ontology annotation, molecular function: single-stranded DNA 5'-3' DNA exonuclease activity. Bases 316 to 1554 code for a protein of 412 amino acids. Gene Ontology annotation, biological process: interstrand cross-link repair. NCBI's taxonomy places the organism in Eukaryota, Viridiplantae, Streptophyta, Magnoliopsida, Malpighiales, Euphorbiaceae.
UGUAAAAAUAAAUAAAUAAACUAUCAUAAAAAAACAAUAACUAAAAAGCAUUAAGCUUUUAGUUUUUAUAAAUAAAAAAUAAAAAACAAAAAAAUACCAAACUAGCCUUAUUAAUUUGUUAAAUCUGAAUACAAAAUAGAAACCAUUCAACGACAAAAAGAAGACACCUAACGAUCGGGUCUGAGUGCAAAACACACUAAACAAUCCCAACAAUUUCCAUUUGCUUCAUUCUUUUAAAUUCUAAAUUGCUUACAAAUAACUUGCAAGAACAUGUCUCUCCGAUCUUAACGGUCACUUCUCCACUCAAAAAGAAAAAUGACUGAGUCCCCCUCAAAACUCGGCAACAAUGUUACCACAGCAACUAUGAGUAGUGGUAAUAGUAUCUCGAAUAUCCCAAUUGAGAUCGUGAGCGAAGAAGAAAUGGGUUUUAUUGAAGCAGCUUUAGCAGCAACUCGUCCCUGUUUCUCUUCCUCUUCAAUACCUGCAAUUUGCUCUCCUUCUCGUUCUUCUUUGUUUCAAAAUAGUGUCAGGUCAAUUCAAACAAUUACUUCUUUUUCCAAGAAGAGGCUUAUUGGAUCUGAUAUUGAAGAUUUGGGUGAUUUCAAGAGUACCCAGUUGAAGAAGAAUAGAGUAGCUGAUCAGUCCUUUCUUUAUAAGUUUAGAAAGAGAACUGGCUUAUCUGUUACCGAUAUCACUUCUACGGAAUGGUGCGAGAAACAAAUGGAGUUUGUUCUUCUCUUCGGAAAAAGAAAAAUGAGCAAAGCUAUGAAAGCAGGCCGUGAUCGCCAUGUAAAGCUGGAAAAAGAGGUUGUGAAAAAAGUUAAAGUUAGUAUUGAAUCAGUUGAAGAUGCAUGGGCUUUGAAGUUUUUAAAUUUCAUCACUGGUGCAAAUCAAUUAUUGUUUGAAGGGCUAACACGUGAGCUUCCACUUGUGGGCUUUUUAGAAGGAGUAUGGGUGGUGGGGAUAGUUGAUGAGAUCCGAAUGCUUGAGGGGAAAAAUGGAAACCCAAUACUAGUGGACACAAAAACUCGUGCUCGAGACACCCUUCCUGCCGAACCACAAAGGAGAAAUGGAAGGCUACAAUUGAUGUGUUAUAAGCAUUUGUGGGAUAAUUUAGUUGCUGAUAAAUUUCCCUCUAAAGAGUUUUUUGAUUUCUUUUCCUUGAACCCACAUUAUAUCUUGUCUAAAGAAAUCAGAGAGAAUACAGCUAAAGCAGGUAUCUCAGCAAAGACCCUUGAUGAGAUAGUUGGAUACUACAGAAAUACAUGCAAAAUGCUCCUCCCUGCAGACAAUGAGAUGAUACUAAGAUAUGAAUUACAAAAAGACAACUCUGUGCUUGGCGAAGAUCAAUUUGCAUAUGAUCCUGAUUGGCUCGAGAGUCAAAUUCAUGAUUGUCUUGAAUUCUGGUUUGGUGAACGAGAAGCCAGUUUCACUCCAGAGGAAGAGCGAUGGAAAUGCCGGUUUUGUCAGUUUGCUUCAAUGUGCCCUACAAACACCAUUUCUGGCACAUCAAACCCUGUAAAGAGCAGCAGCGCUAAUAGUAGUCCAAGCUAGAAGAAAAUCUUAAACUUCAUUCUUUCAGGUUGUUCGACUCAGCCUCCCUCAAUAAUAAUUGUUUGUUACACCUAGAUAUGCAAGUCCUUGCAAAGAAGCUUCAUAUUUUUACACAAGCUUCUUUGUAGCAUGUGGCAGCCGGUUAGAGUAUAUUUAUUCCAAGAUUUUCCAGGAUUAUGUCCUAUUCAUGUAAGAAUAUUUGUUGUAAUAGUUCAUGAUUCAUUGUUGUAAAAUUGAGUUGCUCAUUAAUUAACAAACUGUAAAUUGAAUUGCUAAUUAAUAACACUAUUUGUUUAACAUUGUCUUU